UGCUGCUGUAGUGAAGCCAUGUGUUGUUACUGGUCGUAUGUAUGAGACAUGAAUGAAGCAUAGACCGGGUGAUACGGGGUAGAAGAACAUGGCGGCCCACACUGUGCAGUUUAAGACCAAUUACGCAGUGGAGAGAAAAAUUGAAGCUUUCUACAAAGGUGGAAGAGUUCAGAUCAAUAAAGACGGGACUCACCUGUUCUGUACUUGUGGAAAUAAAGUUAAUAUUCUAGAAAUUGCUACAGGGGUUGUUGUACGCUCUAUAGAACAGGAUGAUCAGGAAGACAUCACAUGCUUUGCUCUUAGCCCGGAUGACGAGAUCUUGGUGACAGGCAGCCGUGCCUUGCUUCUCAAGCAGUGGUGUUGGGAGGAUGGCUCCUGCUCCCGCACCUGGAAGGCCAUUCAUACAGCACCAGUUGCCAGCAUGACCUUUGACCCCACCUCCACAUUGCUGGUUACAGGAGGCUGUGACAGCACCAUCAAGAUCUGGGAUGUCCUCAAGCAGUACUGCACCCAUAACUUGAAAGGAUCAUCUGGAGUUGUCCAUUUGGUCCAGUUCCAUCCUGACAUGUCCCGGUUGCAGCUAUUCUCUUCCAGCAUGGAUUAUAAGAUCCGCAUCUGGGAUCUGAAGUCCAGCAAGUGCGUGUCUGUACUGGAGGCCCACUACAGUGCUGUCACCUCCCUCUGCUUCUUCCCUGAUGGGAACACCAUGAUCAGUUCUGGAAGAGAUAAAAUUUGCACCGUGUGGGAUCUGGAGACCAAAACCUCAAAAAGGACAGUGGCGGUGUAUGAGAGUGUGGAAGUGACGCUGUGUCUCCCGGAAUCAUCAGAUGUGAUUGGCAGGGAAGAUGAUGCCGAGUCCCUCCUCUUCGUUACAGCUGGCAGUAAAGGUAUCUUGCGGGUAUGGGAUGCGGCCACCUCCAGGUGUGUGUACAGUCAGAGUUUGCCUCACACCAGCAAGAAUACGUCGGAGGAAGAGGCCGAUGAGCACAGCCUGACUCACUGCCUGCUCCUGCCCAAUCGGAGGGAGGUUGUCACCGUCACGGCUGAACACAACAUCCUCAUGUACGAUCUUCAGGACCUGCAGCUGAAGAAACAGUUUGCAGGCUACAAUGAUGAAGUCCUGGAUGUGAAAUUCCUGGGCCCGUCCGAUUCUCACAUCGUGGUGGCUACAAACAGCCCCCAAAUUAAAGUCUUCGAGCUGGCAACCUCCAACUGCCAGAUCCUGUACGGCCACACAGAAACUGUUCUGGCACUUGACGUCUUUAAGAAAGGAUUUAUGUUUGUCACCUGCGCUAAGGACAGAACUGUCAGAGUUUGGAAGAUGGCAAAGUCUAGUGGAAAGGUGGCUUGUGUUGCCAUGGGUGGAGGUCAUGCUAACGGUGUUGGAGCAAUCUCCUGUUCAAGACUCAAGCAGUCCUUUAUUGUGAGUGGAAGCCAGGAUUUAACCUUAAAGGUCUGGAAGCUCCCAGAAUCCAUUUUCAUCCAAAGUAAAGACCAGUUACCUAUUAUGGAAAGCUUACAUGCUGCUUGUACGGAGAAGGCACAUGACAAGGAUAUCAACAGCAUUGCUGUAUCUCCCAAUGACAAGCUGAUCGUCUCCGGCUCUCAAGACAAAACAGCCAAGCUGUGGUCAGCGGCAGACCUGUCUAUGAUGGGCGUCUUCAGGGGACACAAGCGGGGCAUCUGGUGUGUCCAGUUUUCACCGGCAGAUCAAGUUGUAGCUACGUCAUCUGCAGAUGGAUCCCUGAAGCUGUGGGGGCUGCAAGACUUCACCUGCUUGAAGACAUUUGAAGGUCACGAUGCCUCAGUGCUGAAGGUUAUAUUUGUCAGUCGUGGUACACAGCUGCUUACAAGUGGCUCAGAUGGCCUGCUGAAGCUGUGGACCAUUAAGACAAACGAGUGUGUGAAGACACUGGACUCCCAUGAGGACAAAGUGUGGGGUCUGCACAGCAACAAACUGGACAGCGCUCUGGUGACUGGAUCCGCGGACUCGAGCAUUAUUCUGUGGAAGGACGUCACAGAGACAGAGCUGGCUGAAGAACUAGCCAAAAAGGAGGAUGAGAUCUUGAAACAGCAAGAGCUGUCAAACCUUUUACAUGAGAAGAGGUUCCUGAAGGCUCUGGGCCUGGCCAUCACCUUAGACCAGCCGCAUACCGCGCUCAGAGUUAUAAAAGCCAUUCUGCAGGAACCCCAAGGAAAAGAUGAUCUGCAGAAAAACCUGCUGAGGUUACGCAGUGACCAGACAGAGGCCAUCCUGAGAUAUUGCACCAUCUGGAACACAAAUUCCCGGAACUGUCACGAGGCGCAGUGUGUGCUGAACAUCAUCCUCACCCAUGUACCGCCCGACACUCUGCUCCAGUACAGCUCCAUCCGAGGCAACGUGGAAGCUCUUAUCCCCUACACAGAGCGACACAUGCAGAGGAUGGCCAGACUUCUGCAGGCGUCCAUGUUUGUGGACUUUAUGUGGCAACACAUGAGACUGAGCGAUAUGCCGGAGGAGAAGGACAACGCACCAAUCCCUGUUAACGGCUUGACCGUCACCGCGCAAGAGGACGCCAUGGUAUGACGUCAC
Nanorana parkeri is the source of this 2572-nucleotide messenger RNA. It is a transcript of the gene TBL3, whose product is annotated as transducin beta like 3. Bases 89 to 2566 code for a protein of 825 amino acids. Gene Ontology annotation, cellular component: nucleolus; 90S preribosome; small-subunit processome. Gene Ontology annotation, molecular function: U3 snoRNA binding; protein binding. The record is from RefSeq and is a predicted model, not a curated record. Lineage: Eukaryota; Metazoa; Chordata; Amphibia; Anura; Dicroglossidae. The transcript is spliced from 22 exons. Gene Ontology annotation, biological process: endonucleolytic cleavage to generate mature 5'-end of SSU-rRNA from (SSU-rRNA, 5.8S rRNA, LSU-rRNA); endonucleolytic cleavage in 5'-ETS of tricistronic rRNA transcript (SSU-rRNA, 5.8S rRNA, LSU-rRNA).